AUGGCCCCGCCCCCGUUCACAGACCCCCCCCCCCCGCCCCCCCGCCCCCUCUCCGCCCUCCCCGGGUCCUGCCGGUCCCUCCUUCAGGCCCAUCCCAAGAUGGCGGAGAUCCCCCUGUACUUUGUGGACUUGCAAGAUGACUCUGCCCCGGGAUGGGUCGAAAGGGUAGUCCCAAGUCCCAGUCGACUCAGGGAGGACAGCGGGGCCUGCCACUUCGGAGAUGGAUUUGAAGACUAUGGUCCAGAUUGCAACAACAUGAAAGUGACGGCCUUCUUGGACAUUCCAGGCCAGGAUAACCUGCCUCUGCUUACUCGCCUGGAGAAGUAUGCCUUCAUUGAGAACACCUUCAACCGGCAGAUUAUUGCCAGAGGGCUGCUUGAUAUCUUCCAGGGCUUCAGUAACAACGAAGAGGACUUCUUAACAGUAAUGGAGAUUGUGGUCAGAUUGUCAGAAGAUGCAGAGCCCACAGUGCGGACUGAGCUGAUGGAACAGAUUCCUCCUAUUGCCAUUUUUUUACAAGAAAACAGAUCAAAUUUUCCAGUGGUGCUCUCUGAAUAUCUCCUACCUAUUGUGGUGAGGAACCUCACAGAUCCAAACAAUCAGGUUAGAAAAUCAAGUCAGGAAGUACUCUUGAUUCUUCUGGAACAAGACCUUGUUUUCCAGCAUGAUAUUGAAAACACAGUGUGUCCCAUUUUGCUGCAGCUCUGUGCCCUGGACAGUGAUGAUGAAUAUAAGGCAGAAGCCGUGAGUGUUUGCGCUGCAAAUUUUGGUGAUAGUUGUCAUGCUGUUGGACAAGAGGCCACUGAGAAAUUUUUGAUCCCAAAGUUCUUUGAGCUCUGCUCAGAUUCUGUGUGGGGCAUGCGGAAAGCCUGCGCGGAAUGCUUCACGGCUGUGUCCCGCAGCUCCUCCCCUGAGGUCCGCAGAACUCGGCUCUCCUUGCUCUUCAUCAGACUUGUCAGUGACCCCUGCCGAUGGGUGCACCAGGCUGCCUUCCAGUCCCUCGGCCCCUUCAUUUGCACCUUUGCAAACCCCUCCAGGGCUGGCCUUUAUCUUAGAGAGGAUGAUGCCCUGAGCAUCUGGCCACUCACCCAGGAUGUGAACUCUGCUUUUGCCUCUGGCUCACCCACUCCCAGCAGUGGUGGUAACACUUUCUCUGCCAGCAGCCACCCUGGAUCAGAUUCCUGGGCCUGCCCAGGACUUCGAGCAAGGACUUCGAGCUGUUUCUGAGUGAGUCUGGGCUGCAAGAGGACAACUGCGGCAGACCCAAGACUGUGCACAACAGCUGUGUGGCCCGGAGUGAGAUCCAGAAAGUCCUUGAGAGUUUGCAGUAGCAUAUGCUGAACGAUCCAGAUGUUCGAGCUCAAGUUCAGGUAUUAUCAGCUGCACUGAGAGCUGCACAGCUUGAUUCUGUGAAUGAACCCGAGAGCAAGCCGACAGCAGGUCUAAAUGAAGUGUCCAUUUCAGAUCCCAGCUCUGUCUCUGACAAUCAGAUCACUCUGUCGGCUUCAUCAUCUCACAAUGAGCUCUCCGUGGCCAGGAUAUUACAAAGCACAGUAAGUGUUUGCCCUAUCCCUCAGCCACCGACGAUGUGACAGAAAUCACAAAGCUGCAUUUUCUCUUAUUAAUAUAUCCCAGCAGAGAUGAUAAAUGGCAAAUUUCAUUUUAUUCUUAAGGUCAUGUUUUGGAUAACUAGACAACCAAUCAAUCAGGUGAUUGAUAGUGCUGAUGCACUCCCACGAAGAUAGGGUGGGCACCAGAAAGUACCUUCCCUCUUCUCCAGAGAUGACAAGAACUUGUUCUUUGGGGAGAUUAACCAUGUAAAUGCUCUGUGUCACUGCUAACAUACAAUGACAUGUUUUAAAAAUAGUGGAGGGUGAACUCAGGCAGUUCCUAGAUUUUCAAGGGGAUGAAGCCUCUGAGAGUGGCCGUCACACCAGCCCUGUUUGCUAGGAGCUCUGGCAUACAUGGGUGCUCCAGUGCUGGUCCUGGCAUACUGUUUCUCAGAGGAGAGAUUUUGAAAAAGCACCAGCGACCCUCCUUCCUCCUGUGGGUGGAACCAGCUCCUUGUGAGACAAGGGCCCCAAAGGAGGGGCCCACAGUUUAUUUCUUACUUCAGGUUUCUCCAGAAGUUUGGGGGAGCCUCUUGUAGUUGGAGGCUCCUGAGCCCUCCUAGUUUCUACUAAGCUUCCACUUGGACCAGUUUAAGUUGGGAUCUUCCACAGUUAGGGUUCAGAAUAGAGGCUUAAAAUGAGGGAGGGGCUGUCACCAGAAAGUCACUGGGAUAGCACCCUGCCAUUAUCAUGUGCUAUGAUGGAUCAUCUCUUCAAAUUCAUGGUCUCCAGGGCCCCAAUACCAAUUGUUUCUCUAUUCAUACAGUUUAUAAUUUGAUUUCAGUGAUUUAACUUCUUACCUCCUUCACCCCUUAGGCCUGCUCUAAUAAAGCAAAAUAAAGCAUUUUAAAACUCAAACGUAAAAUCUGUAAGAGUUGGUUAAGAUUAUCUGUGAUUAGUAAGAAAUGAGAUGAUAUCCUCUUCUGCUGGUUUGUUGCUAAAACAGUAAGAAAACUCAUUGUUGUCAACCUUGUUACCUAGAGUGCAAAAAUUGCGACCACAUUUACCUUGGUGGGGAUGUGAUACUGGACUUCUUUAUCAUAGACAGAGGUUAAAAAAAAAAAAAGAGAACAGAUUCCUCCCUGCUGGGUCUGGUUGGGUCUUUGAGUUGAGGCUUUGAAAGGGUUUGUGUAAUGGGGCCUUUGCUUUAUGGUGUGGGAGGGCAGAGCCCUUGAAUUUGCAGCUUGACUCCAGGGUCUUAGUGGGAUUAGUUAGGAUGCUUCCUGUUGCAAAAGAAGGGAAAGAAACAAAAACUCCAGGAACCAUGAGGAAGAUGUUCACUUGCACAAGACAACGGGGAGAAGCGCUGUGGCUGGGAGGCUUCUGGGCUGGUGGACUCCACACCUUUGGUGUUCCUCUGGGGCUUUUUUGGGGAAAUGAACUCACAAUACCUUUUAGGGGUGCCAUGACUUGUGGUGCUUUGCUUAAGCCUUGAUUCAGCUCCUGGAGUAAGUGCUGCACAUACGAUUGCACUGAAGAUUUUGGAAUAAAAUUAAUUUCUAAAGGGAUAAUAGUGAUUCAAAUGACACAACUUGUUACUGUAUGUGAAUUUAUUAACUUGGAGAAAUUGAGGUCUUAGGUUAUGAUACCAAAAUAUUUCUGUUUUAUCAUGUCCUCUGUUAAAAUAAACAGUACAUAUUGGUGAAAACCUUGGGAAUUGAAGGUUCUGGUGGUGUGCCUCAGAGCAAACAAAGCAUCUAUUGGUGUAUUAAUCAACUUUUCUGGAUCAUAUAUUGAGCUGAUUUGUCAGAAUCCAUUAAGCUGGUAGACAGUAUGACAUUUCAAAUGUAAGUUGGAAAUCCAUGUAUGGUUGAAGGAGAAGGUCAGGUCCAUCCCAGUUAAUGUUAAUCAAUGAUCAGAGACCAAUAUGUCACCAUUGAAUGUUCUUGUUCAUUUUAAUUGUUAACCUAAUGUAAAGGUUCAUUAGCAAACAUUAGGAGUGUUUGUACAUGUGAAAAUCUAGGGCCAUUUUCUGAGUGAAUACUCCUGUGUCAGCCACAUCUGUUCUCACAGAUUCAUUGGGUUCCCCAGCCCCCAUCCUCUCUGAGAGGCCAACCAUUGCUGCAAUCCCGGAUUCCCAAGAUAUGGUGGAGGUGCUAGCUCUACCAUCUCUUGCAGACCUCACCCUUCCUGCCUUAAACAUGUGAAUAUUUCUUAAGGGUGUUGGUUGGCCACACCAGGGAGUCGCUAGGCAUAAGGAAUAGUGGAUGCAAACUCACAGGGUUGCUCCUCACCGCUUUCACUUUGGCCUUUGUCUUUCUGUAAGGACCUCCAGCAGUCUUGAAAUUAAAAUGUAUUAAAUCAGUUUUCCUUAGCACUUGCAAGAACUGAUUUAUACAAUAUCUUAUGUAACUGUGCAAAUGUAGUUUUUAACAUCUGGAAAGGUACCAUUGACUUCAAGGAAAGUUCUUGCCUUGGCUUACAGAAGUAAUUUCUGGCAUUGAAAAAGGACUCUGAAGGGGAAGUGACAGGACAGCUGAUUCCUUUAGAGCAAAUUGGUUAACAUGCCCAAGCGCCUCUGCAGGAUCCAGGUGAACCCAGAAAUGGAACCAGUGACCAUCUGGAGACAGACCAGAGGCAGGAUCCCACUCCACUUGAAGAGAAUAAAUUGAAAUUACAGGUUUGUUUCUUGGAAAAAAAGAAAAAGGCAACUGAAACUGUAUAUUUUCUGAAAGUUAACUUUAAGAAUGGCUGUUGGAACCAAAUAUUUUUUCUUCCAUCAGUAUUGAUUACAUAUUUUAGCUCAUAUUUCAUGUUGCUUAUAUUUUCUUUCUAACUUAAAAAAAUUAAUUGUAAGGUACUGUUUACAGUCUUCUGAACAACCUAUAAUAGUGUUUUUAAUAAAACAAACUAAUAAGAAAAAAUAGGACAUCUAACAAUGAUAUUCAGUAUCUGUUUAUUGAAGCUGUUUCUUUUUUUUGCUUGAAAAGUUUUUGGCAGCUUCUUUUCUUGGAUUGUUUGAUUGAGUUCUGUCUGUGGGUUGGCUUCUUGUUCCACUGUCAGUUUCCUUGAAUGUUUGAAAUCACUGAGACCCACUGCUCUCACUGAGAUAAACAUAAAUGGGGGAUGUCACAUGGUGGCCGUAUCAGAGUCUGAGGUCUCAGGUGCUAGGUUCUCGGGGCAGUUGUAAGAAGAGAGAAGCAAGACUCCAUUCUCAAGAGCUGGCUGUACCAGCCUAAGCAGACAUUGCCAUCUAGACUGUUCUCCAUGAUAUCACAUAUUGUGCCAAUCUGAAAAAGAUGAGUUCUGGGUGUUGCUUUCACUUCAAUCAAAAUUGAAAACCCACUCCCUGGAGAAAACUGUUGGCAAUCCGAAGCCCUUUUGCUUGAGGAAGGCCUCCUGUUCCUUUCACAUUUCUGCUUUAUUGUUUCACCUCUCAAUUCCAAACUCCUUGUUUUUCUUGAGUAUUUUUCUGCACACAUGAUGGCCUCCUUUCUCUGUCAUUUCCCAAGAUAUAAUACCUCAGCCGCUGCUAGAUCAGUAUGUGUCCAUGACUGACCCAGCUCGAGCCCAGACUGUCGAUACUGACAUAGCCACACACUGUGCCUACAGCCUCCCAGGGGUGGCGCUGACCCUGGGCAGGCAGAAUUGGCAUUGCCUGAAAGAUACAUAUGAAACACUGGCUUCUGAUGUACAGGUAAAGCCUUUUCAGAGGCACGUGCAGAAAGAGGUGGGUCACCUCAUUAGGGAGAAAAGGGAAGCUGCAGCAAGGCUUAUCGACCUGAAUUUUAUGUGGAUACAAAUUGGCAUAUUUACUGGUUUGUGAUGAAAUAAAGCUUUAAGUGGCUAACACCUGGAAGUAUUCAUUUUGCUCCAAAAAUGCCACAUAAGAUGUGGAAGAGAUUGAAUUACACUGGCUUGUCAUGAUUUGUGUGUCUGCUCUGCACCCCUAGUGGAAGGUGCGGCGAACCUUAGCCUUCUCCAUUCACAAGCUGGCUGUGAUUCUCAGGGAUCAGUUAACAGCAGCUGACCUGGUGCCCAUCUUCAAUGGAUUUUUAAAGGAUCUGGAUGAAGUACGCAUAGGAGUUCUUAAACACCUGUAUGAUUUUCUAAAGGUAGGAAGAAGGGUUAAAAGCAAAAAACAAGGUUCCCCUCUCCCAAGCAAAUGUGUGAAGCCCCGGAUGUGUAUCGUGUCAGUGAAAAAAACAGCUUGGUGGUUUAGUUUAGCUGAAAUGUACCACCCAGAAUCUGAAAGUAGGUGUUCUUUCAGUGAUAGGUAAAUAUUUUUAAUUGUUUUCUCCUAAUUUUCCUGUCCUUGUGGAAGAUGGCAGACACACAGCCUAGCACACUCUUUGCAGAAGAAACCAAGGCCCCCCAGGUAGUGACCUGACUUGCCCAGAAGUCACCCAGGGAAGACCUUGGGCUGAAGUUCAACCUCUGUUUCUGCAAAUUGCUGCUCCUUCUCUUCUGGCUCCCCCCAUCCCCCUGAAAAGGAAUGGUGAAUAUGAAAAUAAGAGUUUUAAAAUGACCUAGAGAAACUAAUUACUCUCAUCCCCACGACCAAGAGCUGCCAUUAGCAGACUCUGGUGUGUGCUGCUGCAGCCGAGGUUCUCCUCUCCUGGGGCACAGCAGCAGCCUCGCUCCCUGGAAGAGGCACUGGCAUGCUGUCUUCCCAACACACACAGACUGGGUUUUUGUUUGUUUGUUUUUGUUUUUAGGAAAUUACAAAAGGAGGAAGACCUCAGGGGCAUUCAGAAAUACAUAAUAAGCACAUGUCCUAGCCAGGGGGAAAGGUUGGAGGCAUUCAGGGUUGCAUUUGAUGUCAGUGCACUGCAAUGUUCAUUCACAGCCACGCUGGGUAAUAGACUACGAGGUGCAGGGGAGAUGCAAAAGUUCUUGCCAGUGACAAAUGUCUAAUCAAAACAGAAUAAAAGCGGGCAUUUGGGGUCAUUUUGAAGGAUUAUACAUGUUUGUUUAUAUAUACAUUUUUAAAAACAGUUGCUUCAUGAAGACAAGAGGAGAGACUAUCAGCUUCAAGAAUUUGUAGUGACUGGUAACAGCAGGAAUUGGAGGUUUCGUUAUGAGCUAGCAGACGUCCUGUUCUGAGUCGAGAAAAACAGGCCCAUGUUUUCCAUGAAAGCAGUGCGACCUCUAGCGGCGGUGCGCGGGAAGUGGGCGCGCUCGGUGCCCGGCGAGGCUGCUCCGGGAGGCAGCGCGGCGGCAGCGCUGGACCGCGUUAUCUCCCCCCGUGCGCCCUAUCUCACAUCUCCUGGCUUAUUGAAGCCACAGCGACUGAUAUGAAUUCUGUGCUCCCGUGCCCAUGAUAUUGGUAUCAUUUUUUUUUUUUUUUUGAAAACAGUGCUUUUUGAUAUGAAAGUAUUUACCAGCACUCCUGGCUUCUGGUUCUAACUCUCUCCUCAUCUCUUUUUCAUUUCCUUUCGUUGCCUGGGUGAAAAUAAUGCCAUUUAUUUUCAUGCCCUUCUCCCCAUCCCCAUUAAGAAAGUAGUGAAAGCUUUGGUAGUGGGUUUCUGCAGCCAGCCGUCUCCUGCAUGCUUUUGUCUUUUGGAGUAAGGAGCGCGCGCUCCCAGUUCACUCCAAGCGGACCUCGCUGCAGUGAAACCGCCUCGUGCUGCCGAGAGUCGCGAGCCGCGAGCAGGAGCAUCCGGUUCGGUUUGCAGAUGCGGGAGCACCGGAGCGGUCGUGCAGUCUCGCAGUGUUCGCUUGAUCCGUUGACCUCUGCGUACUUCAACUUUCCGGCUAUUUUUAUGUUAUCUGAUUUUUGAAGUUUUAUGUGCUUUUCAACUGAUAACCUAAAAUUGAAAUAUUAAAUCUGUAUUCAUAAAUUUCUCAGCCUCUGUUUUACAGAGUUUAUUUCCUUUUUGUUUGAUUUGUAUGUGUGUGAGAUACAUUUUACUGAAGACCGAAGUCUUGCUAGGUCUCUUGCUGUUUAUUUCCCAGCCUGGCUAUUUUUAUCUAUAAGAUGAAAGGACAGUAAAAAGAAAUCAAUUUUUUUUUUGCCCAAAAAUAAUUUAAAAAAAAAUUUCAGACAGCUGAUACUGAUUCUGGAACUCUAUAGUCCCAAUGAUGUUUAUGAUUACUUAAUGCACCUUGUCUUAAAGUUGUGUGCAGAUAACGUUUCUGAAGUUCGGUGGAUCUCCUUCAAACUAGUAAGGAAUCAGGGCAUUUGCUCUGUGAUUUUUACAAAUAGGAAUGUUUAUGUAUCUUCCAUUUUAACUAUUUUAUUUUCUCUGGGCUUAAUUUGUCAGCUUACCUGUGAAACUUAACUUUUAAAUUUUCAAAUUAGGAACUAUAUUAUAGUUUUAUGAAUUUGUAGGAUAGCUUUUUUGUUAAGUUAUGUGUUUCAUGAGGGAAAUUAUGGGUUAAUUCUUUUAUAUAUGAAACCCUUUAAGCAAUAGCUUAGUGUUUUUUAAAAUACAGGUUGAUUUACAGCUUGGUUUUGUAGAAAAAUAUUUAGUGAGCAGUGACUCUACUGUAGAAAAGCCGAUUCUGUUUUUUCUGUGGGUUUUAUACCAGCUAAAUACUGAUGAAAAAAAUCACAGUUGAAAAUAUUGAUUUUAAGACACUCUGAUGGUAUUGAAGUUUUAUAAAAAUGACAUGUUCUGAAAGAUAGUGAUUUAGUUAUUAUGAAGCAAGGGACAUGCUCUAAAAUUUGGAACCUUAAGAUUAAUAAUGUUUUUUUCUAAUGUCAGUCUCCUUUUAAAUUUCAUUUCUAUGAAGGGUUUUAUGUGUGUAUCUAUUGCCAUAUAUUUAAACAUCUUUUUUUCUCUGUGUUCUAAUGAUGACCAUGACAAAAAUUACUUUCUCCUCUGCUUAUAAAUUCAUUUUAAAGGUGGAAAGGUGCAUAAAAAUGUCUAGUUUCCGUGUAGAGUAGUAUUCGUAAUUCAAAUAGAUGGCCGCAUUUUAAGUUUGCUCUUCUGAUAUUUUUCACAGGUUGUGGCAAUUCUGCAGAAGUUCUAUUCCAACAGUGAAAGUGCAUUGGGUUUAAAUUUCAUCAAUGAACUCAUCAUAAGGUUCCGGCACUGUUCUAAGUGGGUUGGAAGGCAAGCUUUCGCUUUCAUCUGUCAGGUUAGCAAGACCCGAGCAGGGAUCUACUCUGGGUAUAAUUCUGCCAUGUUAUGAAAUCAAGUUUACCAGACAGAGAAUCUCAGCCCUGGAGCACUAGCCAGGAACUGAGGAAUUAUUCACUGAGCCCUCUCGUUUCAUAGGACAUUGGGACCAACUCAGUGUGGUGAAGGGACUUGCCCAGGGCUACCCCAGGGUUUCCCCGCUGGUGAAUGAGUACCCCAGGCAUACUCACUCACCACAUAGAUACUGAUUGAAUACCUACCAUGGUCCAGAUAGAUUCUAGAUGCUAAAGACAGAGUGAACAAGCCUCUGCUCUCCCCACUUCCAUCCAGUAAGGUAAGGGUCAGGCCCACAGUCCACUCCCAUCCUGUCCAGGCUGGUGUCCACCACUGCACCUCACCUUAGCCAGUGGCCUUGGAAGAACAGCGGGAUGAAUUGGGCAGUGGGUUGGGGCAGAGACUUUAACCUCUUUAGAGUAAAUACGUAGAGUUCAUAUCAUCCUGUCCAGCUCCCCAGAUCGCCCUCUCUACUCAGCCUCUUGGAAAUGAGGGUGUGAUUUAUGUUUGCCUAGGGGCAAAGGCAGUGAUAAUGGCUGCUAUUUCUUGAAUACCCCUUAUGUGCCAGGCGUCAUACCACACAUUUAAUUCUCUAAUAAAAGGUAAUGUGUUAUGGUGGGUGCCUUUAAUCCCAGCUACUUGGGAGGCUGAGGCAGGAGAAUCGCUAAUCGCUUGAACCUGGGAGGUGGAGGUUGCAGUGAGCUGAGAUUGCACCACUCCAUUCCAGCCUGGGCAACAGAGCCAGACUCUAUCUCAAAAAAAAAAAAAAAAAAAAAAAAAAAGUAUAUUGAGCACAGCGUACCUGUCUACCUUUAGACCAGCUCUUUUAGGUGAAAUAUUUGAAUCCCAGAGAGGUUAAGUCACUUGUUCAGGAUCACACAGGAAGUGUAAAUCCGUAAUUUUUUUUUCUGCUGAAGUAUUGUUUUAAACAUUUUAACUUUAUUACGCAUGUUUUCAAGCAAAUACAAAGGUAGAGGGAAUGGUGUAAUGAAUCUCUGUGAACCUGCCACCCAACUUUGUUGAUAGUAUGAUAAAGCCGGGUUGAGACCGUGUCUGACCCCAGAGACCAACGUGCCCUUUUUGUCCCUGAUGACCACGGGCACCAGAGGACUCAUCAGCGCCCCCUGUUGGGCCAGUGGGAUAUUACAGGGGUGCUUUAGCAGUCUGCUCUGAGGUCACUGGAUGGCUAAGUGAACAGCAAACUCAAAACCACAGUCUUGACAGCACGGCCGUCUGUAAAGGAAAAGUCAGUGCUCCGAGUCAAGUUGCAGAGAAAGUUUAAAGGAAAUAUUUUUUGCUUUUAUUUUUAAAUUAUUUUUCUGAGAUUAGAAAAUCUGAAAUGACUCUUGCGAGUCGUGGGGAAGGGUGGGAAGGGUGAGGGGUAGAGGUAAAAGACUACACAUUGGAUGCCGUGUGUACUGCUUAAAGGGGGCUAGGAAUAUGUGCUUGCCUUCUAGUGUUGUCAUGGGCUUUCAUGGGCUGACAGAUCUAAGCUACCCAGCAUGGUGCCUGGCACCUGGGGAACAUUGGCACUGGCUGUCACACCGCCUAUUCACCAUGACAGAAACUACCCUGUACCAGAAGAGCCACAGGAGUUAGAAUCCACACUUUGGCUUGUAGUCCCCACCCUGCUGCCACUUGGUGGUUAUGAGACCUUUGGCUGUCACCACCACAUUGGAAAUGAAUUGUUUUCACCUGUAAAACCAGGCUGCUGUUGAAUUCCAAGGCUAGUCUUGAGAAUUAAGUGUGAGGAUACAUGUAAAGUCUUGUAAGUGGAGGAGCUGUGUGCGCAUGCUGAGGACUACAGCAGGACUGUGUUUACUGAUUGUUUACAGAGGUCUGGGCAUUGGGUUAUGGUUUGAGAUUUGACUGUCAUUUGACAGCCAUGGCCACCGUGAGUGACAGAGGUGAGGGUUCUUGAUCCUUACUGGUCAGCUGUGUGCAGCGCGGUGGCAUAGUCCUAGAUGUCUUGCAUAACAGACCAGUCAUCGUACAGAUGAGGAAACUUGAGGCUCAUCAAUGUUAAGCCACUUAACCUGAAGCCACGUAGCUACUAAGACCAAGUUAGAUUUUGAACCUAGACCUUUCUGACUCCAUAGCCCAUCAGAUUUAACCUACUUGGAACCCAGUGCUUGGUAGUAAAUUGUAAUAAAUUAUUAACUGUGUUUCUAACCAAAUGCAGUGCUUGAGAUAAAAAAAUUCACACACACCUCAAACUUACAGAUUUUGAAAUGACUUCUUUGGGAUUAAAGAAGUGUAUAUUUCUAGAAGACUGCUGGAAAACAUCACUUCUUUGGCUAUGACUUUCUUGGAGCAGGCAGUGGUGAGCAAGGAGUGCAUCCCCAUGGACCAGUUUGUGGAGCACCUGCUUCCCAGCCUUCUGAGCCUCGUGUCAGAUCCUGUGCCCAAUGUGAGGGUUCUGCUAGCCAGGGCCCUAAGUAAGGCAGGUGCUAUUGGAAAAGGGUAGGUGGAGUACUUUUUGGAACUCACACAUUUCAGGCAAACUCCAUCAGUUGUUAAAGGCUACAACGAGAUUUCCUCUAGGAAAUUAAGGCAGGUUAUGUGACAGCACGCUUAAGGUUUAUUUUGUAAAUGAAUAUAUUAAAUUUUAUGCAUCAUUUUAUGUUAUUUGUAAAAUGACUAAGGAAAUGAACGUAAUUCAGUCUUCACAUUUAAUAAACGUAUGCUAAAAUGCAAAAUAUUACAUAGCUUUCCAAAAAUGAGGGAAACUUAAAAAUUUUGAGUUAUGACAUGAAAGAUUCUGAAAGGUAGCAAAUGUAAGCCUUAACCCCUAUUAUGUUUUAAUGGUAUUAUUUUGUGGUCAGUUAGAAAACAUUUGUAACCCAACUAGUUGGUUAUUUACACCUGGACAUGACUUAAUAAAAGCUUUGUGUUUCUUGGGUAAUUUAUUUCUACACCACACAUGUAAGACAAAUACCUUGAACUCUGCCCUCCACUUACAUUUCUUGCCACUUCACCCCCUGCCCCACCCUCCCUGCAGCCUACUCCUGCUCCACACAUUGCCAUUUCUUUUGUGUUGGCAGGAAAAAAAAGAUAGUAUAAUUUUUAAAAUAUGCAUAACUGUUAGGAGUCCAUCUUUAACAUUUUAGAAAUAUUCUUUGAUUAAGGCAGUUUAUCAUUUGAAAGGACUUAAAAAUGAUUUAUUGUCCUGACAUGUGGCUAACAAGAAACCAAAAUCAGAGUGUGUUUUGAGCACAGUUCAUGGCACUCAUGAUUCAGACUCAUGGUUUCUCUCUUUAGCAUAUUUUAGAAAUGCUGGUAACCCUCAUCUUGAAGUCGUUGAAGAGCCCAUCUUGGCUUUGCAGUCAGAUCGGGACCAAGAUGUUUCCUUUUUUGCAACCCUAGAACCAAAGCAGCGAAUAUCAUAGGCACUACUGUACUAGAAAAACAGAAUUAACUACUCUAUGAUGAACUGCAGUCUGGCUGUUUCAUGCUUGGCACAUAUGGCUUAUCAUAACUUGAAGGGGAACUGAUUAUAUUAUACCAGCUGGUGGAGAUUUCGGAACCUUUCAUACUGUGCACUCAAAGACUGAAUGAUUGACCCCUCUCUCAUCUGUACCCCGAAGGGAUUGAACCUGAUUAGGGCUUUUUCUGGAUGGCUGAGCCCUCCUGAUCAAGUCUGAUCAGUAAGUCUGUGGAAAGACUGCUGACCAGGUGGCUAACUGAUCACUGGAGCCUCCGAACCAUCAGGCUGCCUGCCAGCAUGUUAUUUUCUCCAUGGCAGACUGUAUGAUCUGACGUCCCCCCACCCUUGCCGAGUAGUUUAUUAGAAGCUCUUAAGUCUUUUAUAGACCUGCAUAUUUCUUUCCCUUAUGAUUUCCUAUAAAAUAUAACUUAUGGCAUUAUAUUUUAUUUUUAAAUGAAAUACUGUACAUAUAUAAAUAACUCUUGACAGGAAGAAAAUAUAUUAAUGUAGUAUUUGCCCCCAUCAGUGAGCUGAACAAAUACAUCAUUUAAAUCUAUGCUCCAGUUUGAGUUGCUACAAAUAUAGUUCAGUUUGUUUACUUUCAAAAAAUGUGAUAAAGAACUCUAAAGAAUGAUUGAUGGCAAUCUUUCUAAUAUUGUGCCUUUGUUACAAACUCUACUUGGAACUUUUCCUCAGGCAUGUACUCCUCCCUCCUGACAGGAACUGUUUCCCUGAAGAUGUGUGUUGGCCUUUGAUAGAGGCAUAAAGCUGAAAGAUUUUUCAUUUUUACAUGGAUAUGCUAUCAUAUGUUUUACGAACUUGGGAGGGAGAUUGAUAACAGAAUUUUUCAUUUUUAUAUGGAUAUGUUAUAUCCUGGGAUAUAUUAAGAUAUAUUAAGAUAUUAAAAUAUAUUAAGAUAUUUUAAGAACCUGGGAGGGAAAUCGAUAACCAAGAUGCAUAGAUAUUGACUUUAUAUCUAAUGUUUUAGAAUCUUAACCAAAAAAAGGAAAACCUGGCUCUGAUCAGAACCUGCCCACAAGUUCUGUGCACCUGUGAUUUUGGGGGUUCAAUGAAGUACUCUUCAAAUUGACCUAAGUACACAACUCUUAGAGUUCAUGCAUUUAAAAUUUUGACUAAGAAAAAUGCUCUAGAAUUUCACCAGGUUUUAAAAAUUAAUAGUUUAAGAUUGUCUAACCAUUUGAACAAAUUUCACAUACAUGUAUGCACAUGUCAUUUUUCUUGUUUCUAUUUUUAUGUUCUCAAAGGUAGAAUAAGGGAAGAAAGGAAGAAACAGCCCCUCUGGGGUUUCAGCACUCACUCUGCUAGGGGUUUGUGAGCUAUUUCUGUUCUUUCCUUUGAUCUCUUUCUUGUUUGUCUUGUCUUUAUUUUUUAAUGAAAUUUUUGAAGCUAUGUAUUGAAUUUCCUAGUAUAUAAGAUGUUGCCCCCCCCACCUCAAAAUUCUAUUUAAGUAAUUCUUUUAAAAGGAAGAUAGGAGUAUAUACACCAUGCUAAAACAAAAUAAUAAUAAUAAGGUUCAUGUGUGAGACUUGCAAAUCACACCCCAGGGUAGCAUUUAGGCAAUGUCUAAAAGUGAGUUAAUAUAUUGGAAGCUACACGUUAAAAAAAAAAACAACAAAACCAGUCAAUUUGUCUUGUCUUUAAAACUUGCCUGAAGUAAAUGGAGAUAAUUGUUUUUCUUUGGUAAGUAGCAAUUUUUAAUUUUUUUGUUGCCUACAAAUUGAGAGUGUUUUAAAAAAAUCUGUGGAUCUAGCAGCAAGUAGAAUUAUUCAGCUGGAAUCUUGUAUUCUAUACAGAGCUUAAUUUUCCAUUAAGGAAAAAAAUGAGCUUCAGUUUGUGUUGUGGUGUGUAUAAUUUCCAUGCUGAAUCACAACGUGCUUGGAGAGACUGUAGACUCUUUGGUAAAUAAUCUAACCUUUACAAUUUCCGUUUCUAUGUUAACAUUUUUCUAUAAUAUGAGUUCCUUCCCAAUGCAAGGAUUUUUUCAUGGCAGUAAUUUCUCUGUAAAAAUAAUUUUUAAGCUUACAUUUUACUCAUUUUUGCAACAACAGAUUUUUCCAAGACUGUUCUGUUUCCUCCUGCCCUCUUAGCUCCCACCCCAUCAUUUCAGCACUUGUAUUUUCUUAUUAUUCAUGGUACCAUGUUGAGUGUUUGUAAUUUGACCACCACAGGUAAGCUUCCUGUUUACUUGAACACGCAGCCUCAUCUCCAGUGAAUGAAUGGAAAAUCACAGAUGAGUUUCUUCCAGGCAGAGCUGACUCCAAAGGUAUCUUAACAAUAGAACCAUCCCAGCCUUUCUAGAGUGGACAUUUCCCCACUUCAGUGUGUUUAUCAGCAUCUUUCUGCCGUCAAGAAUUCAAGAGCAUUUUCAAAAUUGAUAGAUUUUGAUUCAGUUUUGCAAGUUUCCAUGAAAGGAUGCCUCCCACUUCCGGAGUCCACUCUCAAGUCGGGACUAGAUUUGCUUCAGGGAGUCAUGUUUAUGAAAAAAUUUUUUUUUUUUUGGUUCAUGCUAGAAGUGUUUUUAUAACGAAAGUCUGCACUUUACAGCUCUGUAGGCCAUGCGUGCAAUGGUGACAGCCUCGUUUACCUGUAAUUCCUCCAGGUGACUCAUCUCAAUUUAUGCAAAGAUCGUAUUUUAAACAGACGUGGAGAAGUGAUAACCUUUUCCUAACAGCAGCAAGAAUGCCCCUUCCGUUUGUCUGGUGAAGAGAACUGACAUUAACAGCAGCUUGGAGGCUGCAAGUGGGUGGGGACAUGGCCUGAGAUCCGGCCAGGGCCCAGUGCAGGUCGUCGGAGCGUGGCCGCUCGGCGAUGUCUCUCUAUUUAUCAGUAAAUCUCCUGGUUGUUUUGGGAA
Messenger RNA from Callithrix jacchus (white-tufted-ear marmoset), 14991 nucleotides. NCBI's taxonomy places the organism in Eukaryota, Metazoa, Chordata, Mammalia, Primates, Cebidae. The record is from RefSeq and is a predicted model, not a curated record.